UGCGUUUGGAGGGUCGACCAGAGUACAGGAAGAGACAGAGGGGCGGCUGGGACCCACUGACACAGGGUGGGACGUUUAAUAAAGUGUUUCUGCAGAUAGCUUUCUCACCAUGUGGGGAACAACUACGAUGGCAUUUCACUAAACCUGGAAAAGAGACAAGAGGCAAGGGCAGCAACACAACAGAUCCUUCUUUUGAAUAUACCAUCAUUUGGAAAAGGAAUAUUCUUUUUCCACAGUGCGUCCAAGGAAACAGUGAACUUAAGAGAAGAGUAUCAAAGAACUUCCUGCUCUUCUUCCCUUUGACUCUGACCCUUGACCUUGAGCUCUCACUAUGAGCAGUCUGUUAGUGAAGCUAGACCCUCGGAGGGUACAAUGGCGCUCCACGUGGAACACCUUCACGUCCCGCGUCCUGAGGACCAAACCGGUGGAGUCCAUGUUGGAUUCAGCCACGACGGGCACAGGCGCUCAUGGGACCAAACUGGCCCGGGUCUUAUCCACCGUGGACCUGGUGUCGCUGGGCGUGGGCAGCUGCGUGGGGACGGGGAUGUACGUGGUCUCUGGACUGGUCGCCAAGGAGAUGGCCGGUCCGGGGGUCAUUGUGUCCUUCAUUAUCGCCGCUGUGGCCUCCAUACUGUCGGGAGUGUGUUAUGCAGAGUUUGGCGUGCGCGUGCCUAAGACCACAGGAUCGGCCUACACCUACAGCUACGUGACGGUGGGCGAGUGCGUGGCGUUUUUCAUCGGCUGGAACUUGAUCCUGGAGUAUCUGAUCGGCACGGCCGCGGGGGCGUCGGCUCUCAGCAGCAUGGCGGACUCACUGGCCAAUCACACUAUCAGCAACUUUAUGAUCACACACAUCGGAACGCUCAACGGCUUAGGUAAAGGCGAGCAGUCGUACCCCGACCUGCUGGCGCUGGUCAUCGCUCUGCUGGUGACGGUCAUCGUGGCUCUGGGAGUGAAGAACUCUGUGGGCUUCAACAACGUGCUGAACGUCAUCAACCUCGCAGUGUGGGUGUUCAUGAUGAUCGCCGGGCUGUUCUUCGUCAACGGAGAGAACUGGGACGAUGGGAGAUUCCUGCCCUUCGGCUGGUCGGGGGUGAUGCAGGGUGCCGCCACCUGUUUCUAUGCCUUCAUUGGAUUUGACAUUAUUGCUACAACAGGAGAGGAGGCCAAGAGUCCCAACACCUCCAUCCCCUACGCCAUCACUGCCUCACUUAUCACCUGCCUCACUGCCUACGUCUCUGUUUCUGUGAUCCUGACUCUGAUGGUGCCGUACGAUGAGAUCGACGCAGACGCUCCGCUCAUGGAGAUGUUUGCCGUGCAUGGCUGUAUGUUCGCAAAGUAUAUCGUGGCGGUGGGCUCCAUAGCAGGACUCACUGUAUCCCUCCUGGGGUCCCUGUUCCCCAUGCCCAGGAUCAUCUAUGCCAUGGCAGGGGACGGCCUGCUGUUUAAGUUCCUGGCCACUGUGUCUCCAUACACAGAGACCCCUGCUGUGGCGUGUGUGGUGUCGGGCUUCCUGGCUGCCCUGCUGUCUCUCAUGGUCAGCCUCAGAGACCUCAUAGAGAUGAUGUCCAUAGGGACUCUGCUGGCCUACACCCUGGUUAGCCUGUGUGUGCUCCUGCUGCGUUACCAACCUGAGGGGGACAUCCAUGGCUUUGUGAACUUCCUGUCUGAGGAGCAGAACAACAAGAAAAAGGAAGGCGUGCUGGCUGAGUGCGAGAAAGAAGCCUGUUCACCAACCAGCGAAGCAGAUGAGUUCGGAGGCGCGGCCACGAACACCUGCGGAGCCAAAAACCUGCCGUCGCUGGGGGACAACGAGAUGCUGAUAGGCAAACCAGAUAAAAACGCCUACACCGCCAGCCACCCAAACUACGGCACGGUGGAUAUGACCACUGGCAUCGAAGCAGAAGAGGAAGAGGGCGGCUUGUCCCGGCGGUUGAAGAAGCUCAUUGGACCCCGCUACUACACCUUGAGGAUCCGAUUGGGCCUCCCGGGAAAGAUGGACAGGCCCACUCCAGCCACGGGGAAAAUUGUCACUAUGUGUGUGCUGCUCCUCUUCAUUUCCAUCUUCGCUUUCUGCUCCUUCAUCAUCUUUGGAGCGAGCAGUAUUGGGGAGGGUCGCUGGUGGGCUCUGCUGCUGUUAAUCUUCAUGAUCACCUUCCUUGUCCUGCUCGUCAUCAUCAUCCUCCAGCAGCCAGAGAACCCAAAGCGUCUGCCCUACAUGGCGCCCUGUGUGCCCUUUGUACCUGUUUCAGCCAUGCUGGUCAACAUCUACCUCAUGCUCAAACUGUCUGCCAUCACCUGGAUACGAUUCUCUAUCUGGUGCCUCGUGGGUGUUCUAAUCUACUUUGGCUACGGCAUGUGGAACAGCAAGCUGGAGAAAACGGCCCGAGAGAACGAGGUGCACGCCUCCACCUACCAGCGCUACGACCACGGUGUGGACGAAGGCUUCUGCGGCUUCGACGAUGAUUUCCUCCCGCCUACCACUGACGCCUGGGGUGCGCAGGCGGGAAGUUCGGGACUCACCCCGCCCCCUGUGGCCAAGCCCGAAAUUGACGGGUCGCCAGCGAAAGAUGGAGGCAAGACCGUUGCCAAACAAAACCUCGCCGAGGAGGAUCCGAUGGAUUUCUGAAGGGACUGACUCUGUGUUACCCUGAAUGUACUGCCUUGUCUGCUGCCUGGGGAAAGGGAGGGGGAACAGUAGUGUGAACGCAUGAAUGAUUGUGUGUGUGUGUGUGUGUGCGUGUGUGUGCAUGCCUGCAUGUGUGUGUAUUUGUUUGUGUGGCUAACCCUUGGGCUAGAUAGUUUCUUGACAGUGGAACGACUUAUUAUUCAGUUUACUCAACCACGCUCCGCAGCUCACACUGCAAAUGAGGACUUCAAGGUCAAAUGUCUUGUCACACUCACUUGUUAUUCACUGGAGUCCACCGCCUCCCCAAUGUAAAGACAGAUAGGAAAGUGUUGACGUUGCAGGAGAUACAAUAUAUUGUGGUUCACUACACUUUGACACGUUUAUUGGGCAAUCCGUUUACUGAAUACCUAGAAAUGUACGGGAUAUAGGAGAGGAGAAGGUGGUGAGGGAGGGACAGAUGAAUCAGCACCUCUCUUCCUGUUUCAACGGAGACAGACAGGAAAGCUAGAUGACAGAAUGCCAAACCCAAACUACUUCCUAUGAACAGGUCUGACUUUCUCUGCAUGUUUCACAGGAAAACAGCUUCACAUGCUCUCAAAAACACCAACAAAUCAUAAACGUGUAUCUCUGUCCUCAAUCAUUUCCCCCUGACCCCUGAUAUCUAGCCCAAGGGAUAAGAACUGGACUGGGAAGAGGGCGUUGGUGUUUUCUGUCACAAAUAGUACUUGGACUUUGCUUGCAAUAGUGCCUUCAUCUUCUGUAUGUGUAUGUGAGUUUCUUAUUAUGUCUGUUUUCUACUUUAAUUUUGCCUGUGUAUGUGUGAGGGUGUAUGUGCAAUCUAACUCAACCUUUUACAUUGAUGCUCAUGACUGUGUGUGUGUUUGUAGAUAUUAAGUGAGGUUAUUUUACCGUGUAUGUGUAGGUAUUUGUUUCGUUAAGUUCUUCCCAAUUCUUACCCCAGCAUGAAGCUCAAAAUCAACCCGCCCGCCACAUAUCAGCUCAUGGUGCAAUAUAACACAAACACACAGCUCAUUGGGGUAACCUAAAAGAGGAGAGGGAACACAGGUUGAAUCCUAAUUGACAACCUUCAUGGUUUAUUGUGAUUAACGUCAUUUUUAUUUUAUUUGCGUCUCUCCACUGAUGCAGUUCUUGCUUUUUCCUAGGGCUGGGAAGGAAUUAAUUUUCAGUUCAUUCAAUUCAGGAAAUGGGUUUUAUACGGAGCGUGCAGCUUUUCUCCUAGAGAUGAGAAAAAUAUAGAGACUGUAGAAAAAUGGUUAUUAUUGAGAAAUGUGGGGAUUUUUGAUGAAAAGAGGGCAGUUUGAAAAGUUUUGUAAGAGCAGGUGAGGGUCACUUUUUUUCUCUUCUCCCAGAUUGUUUGCAAAUUAUGAAUGAAUUAAAUUGUACUUUACAAUUACAUUUGUAUUUAAUAUUGGGGUAAAUUACUUCAGAUUUAGUCUCUAAAUCAGAGGGAUUGCAUUGUAAAUACUUAGAGAAAGAAUUAGACACUGACUGAACUGAAAUAUAAUCCCUCCUCUUCCAUCCCUCGCCCUUUCUGAUCCCCUCUUUUGCUAUUAAAUAUCAUACAUUUGUAUAUUCUCUUCUUCCACCACCCCUUUGCUCUCCCAGCCCAACUCUUCCUCUUCCUCUUCCUCUUCAUCUGUUUGCCACCUCACCGCUCUUGAUAUCCAUCCGGCCAUGUCAGCAGGGAGUUUCCACUUAGUCACAAGUGAUGGAGCCGGGAUUGCUUUUCAGUCAGGAUGUGGAUGCCAAUCUGUUCAUGGCCGGAUGAUACCUUAACUCCUGUUUCACCUCAGGGUGUCUGCUAUCUCCCUUCUGAUUUGUCACUGGAGAAUUUACUCCUCUCCAACCCCUGGUCUGAACUAGUCUAAGUGAACCUCCCUGUUGACCGUUCCUGUUCAUGUAGCUAGUGUUGAAGUCCCACUCCUUUCAUGUUACCCUACACUUUUGCUGCACCCCGAAGAGAUUUUGUGAAAAUCAAUCAAAUCAAAAAUGUUCCUGUUGAGCUCAGUGUGUAGGACAUUUAAGCUUUAGCUGCCAGGGUUGGGGGUUUGAUUCCAUACUAAGAAUGUAAGCACUCAUGGUACUGUAAGGGAUUUUGGCACACACCAAAUAGCAAACAGUUAUGUUAUUAUGCUGAGGGCCGGGGCACUCCUACAAAAACUACUGUAUGCCCAAAUUGUCCUUCUUGUACCUUUUCUUCUUGCCCCCUGUUGCUGCAUAUGUCCCUUCCAGGGAAGCCUUAUUUGUCUAAUGCACUAAAUCUAAGGAUGCCACGCUAAACCCCACCCUACCUCUGCUACUCCCACAUCUAUCCUCACUCAGAAAAACCUGUUUCUUUCAUGUAGUGAAAGCCCUUUGGUGUUGUCCUUUGAAAUUAUUGUAAUACCCGUACCCAAAAAAACAGCCCAUUGUUUCGAGGAAUUACACUUUUAUUGGAUGAUUCUGCAACUUUCUAAUAAAGGAAGUCGUGAGCGUUUCCGUAGUGGAACAUUAGGAUGAUGAGGUUGUAGCGGUGCCCAUCAGAGACCAAUCAUGGCCGUGGCUAACAUUAAGCUCAUGUCUAGUGUUUGCUUUCUAGAAAUGUGGGUGGUAUAGUGACUUUGACGGUGUUUACAUUCUACAAUGGUGUAUAUUUUACAAUUCAACUACAUGUUGGCCAACAACACGGAUCAGUAUUUCAUGUACUGUAGGGACCUUCAUGUAGCGAAAUACAUAUUUAUGGAAAACAAAAUAAAAAAGUAUAUACUUCUUUUUGGUGUCUUGUCAAAAUUGUCAGAGAGGAUAAGACUGCGUUUUGGGGGACUUGGACUCAUGACUAGUAUUUUUGAAAUUGUUGCUAUAGCUCUUAGUAAUACAAUUGUAAUGCCUUCUUUUAAUGUAAACAUAUUUCGGAAGUCAUUUGUUAUAGUAGCCUAUGUAACCUUUACUGUAGUGUAGACAGUUAGGAAGGACAUAGAGAAAGAGAUUGUUAUGCGAAUGUAGUUUAUAUUUUGGCACAAAGAAACAUCAAGCUCAGUACAGCAGGGGAGUCGGGUGUUGUCCCAAAUACCAAAACCAUAAUAUCAAAUAGUUGUUGCUAUGCAUUUGGAUUGUAGAUAUUAUAUUUAAAAAGUUAUUGCCAUUGAACAUAUUUUGAGGUCUUGCAGAAUUGUCCAAUAUUAAAGUUUUUUUCCGGGGUUGGAAAAAAACAGCACAUCCUUAAACAUUCACACACUUUAUCUCACACAAGUUCAAGCAUUUAUUACAUUAUAUUCAACUAUUCCCUCCACCCAGAUCGCCUCAUCUCAGCUAAAACAAUCCAGAUGUUUUCAUUCAUAGCUCAAAUAUGUGUUCAGCCAAAACAAGGCAGCAAAUACAGCCUGACACUUCGACACUGUACUGUACAGUCGACCUACCAUAGCCUAUUACCGGCUGUGUGUGUGUAUGCAAGUGUGUGAGUGCAUGUACAGUGUGUGUGAUCUAUGCCUGCGCCUCAAUGUGACCCUGUGGUGAAUGUGUAGCAUGCUUUCAUGCAUGAGGCUCUGACCAUAAAUGUUGUUUCUGCAUGUGGUGACUGAGCGCUGCGAGACAUAAUACAACACUAAACCAAAACAAACGCAGGCCUACUUCUUACACCUGGGAGCGCUGGCCUCUCUGCUCUGAGAAGAUUUAACAGGUGUAAUACAAGCGAAGCAGCUUCAAAAACCUCAUUGUUCUAAACUCUCAGCGAGUGAACUGAAUGCUGUAUACAAUGCAGACUCCUAUGAUUUAGAUUCAGAUUCAAACCCAGACCUUUUCUUUAUGUUACAAUUUGAAUUGUACCGGCUUAGAAGAUUAUUUUCUGGAUUCUCUCCUAUUUCUUAAAGCUCACACAGUAAUAUUCUCACAUAGAAAUUGGAACCAGGGCUCCUCCUGAAAAGGUAGUAGAACAUGUAGCAACAAACAAGGUGUGACAAUGACUCCUCUCUCACCCUCCCUUACAGUAUGCCUACUUCCUGUAAAUCCCUUUUCUUAACCAAAACUUCUGCAAACCAAAGUCCACCAUUUUUUGUUUACUGAUCACACACAGGAGACUUUAGUUUCUUCAAAGUAACCACUUAAGAUACAAAAGAGGUAACCAUUUUUGCUUGGUGGUCUGCUAAUAAGCUACUGAUUUCAGUUUGUCACAAGGAGAUGUUUUUCUUGUCACAAGCAACAGUGCAAUGAUGAUUUUUAAAACCCUAGUUGCUAAGUAUUAGUCUAGAUUUAAUUGACUACAGCGGAUCAGUUUGUCCAAAAGUAAAAAGAAACAUUAAAAAAGUAUUUUUCUACAACUGUUUCCCAUCCACAGGUCCUCCUCGAGUAGGUGUGCACAACAAAAGCUGGGUAGGGUUAUCAAUAUCAGCAUUCACCUUCUCCAUUUGUGUUAAGUCAUAAGGAGGCCUGGGAGAAACUGCUGCAGUAUAUUUUUAACAAGUGUAGUCUGUAGUGAUAAGGCUCAUUUAUAAAGCUUAAUCCCUUACUUUCAAGGGUUUCGAAAAAUGGUUUCUUUUGACGUCAAUAGGAACAUAGAAGGUUUGGAAAAUACUACAGAAAACAUGCAGAAACUAUUUUAAUACAAUCCUUUAAAGGGAGAAUAUACAAGCAUAAUCCAAUUUUGCCACCAUUGCUUUGAAAGUCAGCUACUAUUUGUUUAUUUUCUCUCGGAGAAGGAGUGCCAUGUUCUUCUUGUGCUCUGUGUUCGCUGUGGCCAAGUGUCGACUCAGUGUGUGUCAGACUGUUGAGGUUGGCUUCUCUUGCAAACAAAUAGAUAUUCCUUUACUCUUCUGUAUAUUUUGGCACAAAGCUGUAUAAUGUAGUUGUUUUGUAUGUACAUUUUUGUAAUGGUUUCUUCCAUAUGUGUGGUUAUAUUUGCUCCUGGUUGCACUGUUUUUUGCUGAGUUGUUAUUGCUUCCAUGCGACAAUGAAAGCUAUUUAUUGCAAAUACAAA
Molecule: messenger RNA, 7598 nt
Organism: Trematomus bernacchii (emerald rockcod)
Lineage: Eukaryota; Metazoa; Chordata; Actinopteri; Perciformes; Nototheniidae
Gene: slc7a14a
Product: solute carrier family 7 member 14a
Exons: 10
Coding region: 332-2629 (765 amino acids)
Biological process (GO): amino acid transport; transmembrane transport
Cellular component (GO): plasma membrane
Molecular function (GO): amino acid transmembrane transporter activity
Source: RefSeq, a predicted model, not a curated record